CAGGAAGCAGGCCUAUGGCUGUAGGAAGGAACAACACAAUUGUGACAAAAUUCAUCCUCCUGGGAUUUUCAGAUCAUCCUCAAAUGAAGAUUUUCCUUUUUGUGUUGUUUCUGGGGAUCUACCUCCUGACCCUGGCCUGGAACCUGAGCCUCAUCGCCCUCAUCAGGAUGGACUCUCACCUGCACACGCCCAUGUACUUCUUCCUCAGUAACCUGUCCUUCCUGGAUAUCUGCUAUGUGUCUUCCACAGCCCCCAAGAUGCUCUCCAACAUCAUCACAGAGCAGAAAACCAUUUCCUUCGUUGGCUGUGCCACGCAGUACUUCGUCUUCUGUGGGAUGGGGCUGACCGAGUGCUUUCUCCUGGCAGCCAUGGCCUAUGACCGGUACGCUGCCAUCUGCAACCCACUGCUCUACACAGCCCUCGUAUCCCACACACUUUGCUUAAAGAUGGUGGCUGGCGCCUAUGUGGGUGGAUUCCUUAGUUCUUUGAUUGAAACAUACUCCAUCUAUCAGCACGAUUUCUGUGGGCCCAACAUGAUCAACCACUUCUUCUGUGACCUCCCUCCAGUCCUGGCUCUGUCCUGCUCUGAUACCCUCACUAGCCAGGUGUUGACCUUCGCAGUGGGCAUUCUCGUUGGAGUGGCAUCUGUCUUUGUGGUCCUCAUCUCUUAUGGUUACAUUGUUGCUGUGGUUCUGAAGAUCAGCUCAGCUGAAGGUAGGACCAAGGCCUUCAGCACCUGUGCCUCUCAUUUGACUGCUGUGACCCUCUUCUAUGGCUCUGGUCUCUUCAUGUACAUGCGACCUAGUUCCAGCUACUCCCUAAACCGGGACAAGGUGGUGUCUGUAUUCUAUGCCGUGGUGAUCCCCAUGGCGAAUCCCAUCAUCUACAGUCUUAGGAAUAAGGAGAUUAAAAACGCCAUGAGGAAAGCUGUGAAAAGGGACCCUGUGCUUUCUCACAGGCAUUCAUUUUUCUGAACGUGGGCUAAUGUUUACAGUGAAGCCGUGAGCUGGGUCA
Messenger RNA from Propithecus coquereli (Coquerel's sifaka), 1014 nucleotides. RefSeq names its product olfactory receptor 5A2. Gene Ontology annotation, cellular component: membrane. The transcript has a single exon. Gene Ontology annotation, biological process: sensory perception of smell; G protein-coupled receptor signaling pathway. The coding region runs from base 15 to 974 and encodes 319 amino acids. Lineage: Eukaryota; Metazoa; Chordata; Mammalia; Primates; Indriidae. The record is from RefSeq and is a predicted model, not a curated record. Gene Ontology annotation, molecular function: olfactory receptor activity; G protein-coupled receptor activity; odorant binding.